Messenger RNA from Colossoma macropomum (tambaqui), 1265 nucleotides. RefSeq names its product chondroadherin (gene chad). The record is from RefSeq and is a predicted model, not a curated record. Gene Ontology annotation, cellular component: extracellular matrix. Gene Ontology annotation, molecular function: protein binding. The coding region runs from base 16 to 1104 and encodes 362 amino acids. NCBI's taxonomy places the organism in Eukaryota, Metazoa, Chordata, Actinopteri, Characiformes, Serrasalmidae. The transcript is spliced from 4 exons.
AGAGACAGAGCCAUCAUGAAGACUGUAAGGUUCCAGCUAGUGUUCUGUAUACAGGUUUUUGCCUCAUUUGUAGUAGGUAUACAAAGCCAGUGCCCCAGCCUGUGUCACUGUCACGGUGACCUUCAGCAUGUUAUUUGUGACAAUGUUGGCUUAAAGAAGAUUCCUCGCACCUCUGAGGCAACUCGUCUCCUCAACCUUCAGCGCAACAACCUGGGCAUGCUACCCACCGGGGGCUUCAGUGACAUGAAGGAGCUCAUCUCCCUGCAUCUGCAACACUGCCAAAUCCGGGAGGUCGCCAGUCAGGCCUUCAAAGGCCUCAAGAAGCUCAUUUAUCUGUACCUGUCUGACAAUGAGAUCAGCACCAUCAAAUCUGGAGCUUUUGAGGACUUAUCCGAGCUCACCUAUCUUUACCUGGAUGGUAAUCGCAUCUCAGGUCUUUCCAAGGGCAUCUUUUCCCCCAUGAUCAACCUAUUUAUUCUGCAGCUCGAUAACAACAAAAUCCGUGACCUGCAACCGGGCACUUUCACAGGUGCAAAGGACCUCCGCUGGCUGCACAUGAGCCGAAAUGAGCUAAGCAGCAUGCAGCCUGGCUCUCUUGAUGAAGUGGAGAACCUGGCCAUUCUUACCUUGGACCAAAACAAGCUCUCUACCUAUCCCAUCCUGGCCAUGAGCAAGCUACGUGUUGUUGAGGAACUUAAUUUAUCAAAGAACUCACUCAGCUUCAUCCCUGAUCAUGCGUUCCGGAGCUUUGGUCGCUAUAUGGAGAAACUGCAUCUCAAUGACAUGGGCCUGGAGAAGUUCUCCACUGCUGCUUUUGAAGGGGUGACUGCUCUGAAAUCUCUGCAUCUUGAGAACAACAAGCUGAAGACCCUACCAAGUAGUUUGGUUUUCACCACCAUCCAGAAUGUCACUCUGUUCAACAACCCAUGGAGCUGCACCUGCCAGUUAGCAAACCUUAGAAAGUGGAUGGACUCCAGUCGUCAUCAACCUGAUGCAGUUUGUGCAUCUCCUCCAAAUCAGAAGGGCAAACAGAUAAGAGACAGUACUGCUUUUAGUCGAUGCAAAGUGAAGCAAAAGAGAGCCAAGAAGGGAGCACGCCUUUGAAAAGGAGACUCACACAGACGCUUGUCCAGGUGACGGCUACGUGUGCAGAGAAGCAAUGGGAAGCAACGCUACUUCAGGAAUGUCCAUAUUUUUUAUUUCUUCUAAAUUCUUUGAAGUGUCACACAUUAAAUGUAUGCUCAAUAAAAUAAAAAGCAAAGAGA